AUGCUCUUUGCCCUGCACGUGACUGUCAUGUCGUCAGCGUUUUUCAAUCCCAGUUUUGCCUUCAGCUCCCACUUGGGCGCAGACGGAGCGCCGCUGAGCGAGCUGUCGUGGCCGUCGUCUCUGGCCGUGGUGGUGGUCUCCUUCUCGGGCCUGUUCGCCUUCGUGCUCCUCAUGCUGGCCUGCCUGUGCUGCAAGAAGGGCGACGUCGGCUUCAAGGAGUUUGACAACGCCGAGGGCGAAGAGUACCAGGCGGACUUCUGGCCUUCGUCCCACAAUGGGCCCGAGGUGUACAUCUUGCCCCUCACCGAGGUCUCGCUGCCCGUCUCCAAGCAGCCCGGCAGAUCCAUCCAGCUUCUAAAAUCAUCAGAACUGGGCCGUCAUAGUUUACUCUAUCUCAAGGAGAUUGGCCACGGCUGGUUUGGCAAGGUGUUGCUGGGUGAGGUCAACGUGGGUCUCAGCACCACCCAAGUGGUGGUGAAGGAGCUGAAGGCCAGCGCGAGUGUUCAGGACCAGAUCCACUUCCUGGAAGAGGUCCAGCCCUAUCGGACCCUGGAGCACCCCGCCCUCCUGCAAUGCUUGGCCCAGUGCUCCGAGGUGACCCCUUAUCUGCUGGUCAUGGAGUUUUGCCCUCUGGGUGACCUGAAAAGCUAUCUCCGCGGCUGCCGACUGUCGGACUCCGACCCCCCCGGCCCCCUCAUCCUCCAGCGAAUGGCGUGCGAUGUCGCUUCAGGACUUUUGCACCUCCACAAGAAUAACUUCAUACACAGUGACCUCGCCCUGCGGAACUGCCUGCUCACGUCGGAAAUGUCGGUCAAAAUCGGCGACUACGGCUUUUCUCACAGUCUGUUUAAGGAAGACUACUAUUUCACACAAGACCAGAUUUGGGUGCCCCUACGCUGGAUCGCACCCGAGCUCAUCGACGAAGUCCAUGGAAACCUGCUGGUUGUCGACCAGACCAGAGCAAGCAACAUAUGGUCCUUGGGCGUGACUGUGUGGGAGCUGUUUGAGCUCGGAGAGCAGCCAUACAGACAGCACACUGACAGACAGGUGCUGACGUACGCCGUCCGAGAACAGCAGCUCAAACUGCCAAAACCGCAGCUCCAGUUCCCCAUCGCUGAGCGCUGGUAUGAGGUCAUGCAGUUCUGCUGGUUGCAGCCAGAGCUGAGACCGAGCAGUGAAGAAGUUCACCUCCUGCUCACAUACUUGUGCGCCAAAGGCUCCAGCGAGGCCGAAGAGGAUUUCGAAGAACGUUGGAAUGCCUUGAAACCGAAUUUGCUCAGCAGUCCCUCACGAUCGGCUGCCCCCGGACCCCUCGUCCUCACCCCGCCACUGGCCGAGGCCAACGGAUCGGCGCGAAUCCAGGCAGGGGAGCCGGCCUCGUCUGCCACAUCGUCCUUCCCCCUGCUGGAGCGCUUCUCAGACAGGUUUCACUCAGACACGGGAGACGACUUGCUGACCGUCACCGAGACCAGCCACGGUCUCAACUUUGAGUACAAGUGGGAGCAGGUUCGAGCUGAGCAGCCCUACCGCUCAUUGUCCACCAGCGGACCUCUGGGGCAAGUGAACCCACACUAUCAAGAUAUGUACUAUUCAAGCAACGCAAGCGCCUCGGGUGCUCGUAGGAAUGAGACAUCCCCGUCCCCCUAUGAGCCUGAGCAUCCAGGUGUAGUCCCCGUAUUGAGCGCCCACAGCCCGUCGGUCAGUAGCGAGUAUUAUAUCCGUAUAGAAGACACAUCUGAGUGUCACAGUAACUUGGAUGACAAUGUUGUCGACUUAAGUCCUGUGCUGAAGGCUGGCAGUUCUGGGUGGUCCCCUAAAAGUCAGACUGGCUCACCUUUAGGACAACUGGAUCCUUACUGGUCGACUGCAGAAAGUGCCAAUUCAACAAUCCGUGAUUCAGAUUCGAGCCCGACUAUGCAGCUAAACAUGGUGCCACUGCUGAGACAGGCACCCAGCACCGUGAUGUUAAGCGACUCCCAUGCUAACGCCUCAUUUUUUCAUGCAGAUACUGACUACUGUGAACCCAUGCCCCUUUCCAGUCUGUCUGAUCCAGAGCACUCCAACCUUGGUCAUCCGGUGGCAUCAUCAGAAAAUCAGCCUCAUCUGAAACAAGCAACCAGCAGCCCAAGCUUAGGGCUGUGUGACCCCUACCUUGAACCUGAAGGCGGGAGCAACAUGGUUCAUGAAAGCUGCUGUUCCUCAACAGGAUCCCUUCGAAAGACCCUACCCAUUGUAAACCACAUGAGUAUAGACGUUGCAACAGGUGCCGGCCUGCCGAGGCCUGGGGAUUGCGACGACGCCGCUUUCACUGAGGAACAAGUCACAAACUGGACCACAAACCAUUCCGCCAACAAUAACAUCCCAAACUUUGCCAGCAAGAAUAGAGACACGAUGGAGAAUUACCUUGACCUUCAGUAUAAUGUGCUCUGCAAUACGACAGAAGUAUGGUCUUUGACCAAAGACACAACCAAAACCUUCUGCAGUUCCAGGACUUACAAAGAGGAGGCAGAACAACUGGAAUCUGCUUUUAAUGCCGCCAGCAGACUAAAAGAACCCGGGUCGUACAUUCACUUGUAUCGCCAAGAAAGUGCAGGAGAAAACAAUUUGGCCAAUUUCCAAAGUCCGAAUUGUUUUGCAAGUGAGAGUGGCCGAGAAAAUGACAAGCAACCGUUACUUGAAGGAAAGAGACUGCAUUCGGAGCCCAAAAUAAUACCAGCAAGUGUCUCUGUUUAUCCACACUUAGACGGUAGCAGAAAGGUGACAAGUGGAUAUGGGAUCAGAGACUCCAGAGCGACUGUGGUCGAACUUGGAGACUACAGUGAGGAAGAUGAUGACUUUACAGAUAUCACAUCAAGCAUCUUUACAGACUUCAACUUUGACUACGCAGACACGCAGGACGCAGAGAUAAGUCCACUGAAGAACCCGGAGGGAACGCCCGACUCUGUCGACACCAUCAACCUUUCAUCAUCUGUGGCGAGUACCUGUGACCAAGCCUUUAGCCCGGACUCCUUCAAUACUCCUGCCCAGCCCAAAUCCCUGGAUAGUGGUUACGACACUGAAAAUAAUGGAUCUCCAGAGUUUAUGUUUAAAAAUUUUGUAGGCCCCCAAACAGCUGCGACCGGACUCGUUCUACAAGAAGGUGUGCGUCAAAAUCUCGCUUGCGCCUCCGAGGUCCACUUAAAGGACACGGCUGAUAAGAACACCUAUCGGGACUCUGCUUAUUUCUCUGACUACGAUACUGAAAAUGACAAAAGCCCUUGGGAGGAAGGCGGUAAAUUCUUUGCAAGUCCAAGCAAACACGAGUUGUACGCAGGAAAACUGAACUCUUCCAGAGAUCCAAUCACAAGAGAGUUUGUUAGUGUGGACUUAAAUCAAAGACAAAGUUGCUUCUUGACGAGAGCCUCAGAGCCAAAUUCUUCUCGUCGUCUUUCCACACCUGGGCUGUCAAUGUUGUCACCGUUUCCUGCUCAGAUGGGCGGAUGCCUGACCAAAGAGGCAGCCCCUGACUGUGAUGAUCUGGAGUUGGAGACAGAGCACCAAGAGGAGCCCUGCUCAGAGCUUUGCUCAUCUGCUGACUCGGAACUCUGCUCCGCCGUCCAGGAAGGUUCAGCAAACUACCAGGACGGAAGCGACGGAUCUGAAGACUGUUGCCGCGUACAGAUUUUGUGCACUGACUCCAUUGUGUCUGAUUACAAAGAUGAUGAACCCGAAGAGAACGAAAAAACGGAUCGAUCCACAGAGGAGGAAGAGCUGCCAGAAUUCAAUCAUGCGGAAACACCGCCAGAAAGAAGGGACACGGUCAGGAUAAACGAGGAAGACUUUGAGGACAUUGACGCAGAAGAAUGCGACUCACAGGAUAGCUCGUACGAAGCGUCCGACGGCGCCGCUGACACGUCCGCACAGUCGCUGCUGGAGCUGUGUGGGAAAGCUGUUAGAGCCCCACUGGAGGAGGCAGAGGAUGAGGACGACUCCGACGACAGCGAGUCGGAUGAAGACUUGCGAACGUACAGCAUUCACGAGGAGGACAGCGAAGGGAGCGAUGAGGAUUUGACCGCGGUGCCGGUGGUAGUAAGUGACGGGAGCAGGGCGAGGCAUCUCCGCAGCCUCCUAAAGAUGCCAACGCUCCUCACUCAGACCUUCUGCGAGGAGCUGGAGAGGAAGAAAAAGGCCGUGUCCUUCUUUGAUGAUGUCACGGUUUUCCUCUUUGACCAGGAGAGCCCAACUGGAGAACUGGUCGACUACAGCUUCCCCACCGAAGAGGGGCUCAGCGGGAAGGGGGCACUGGAUGAAACCGCCUCCAACCCAGCUGAAAACACUACUGCCUGUGAUGAAAACACGUCCAAUGCGGAUGAAAACCCCUGCAAACUCGAACCCUGCGAAACGGAGUGCAACGCUGAGGAAACAGCCGGUGACAGCGCAGCUCAAGGUUUCCACUGGGAGGAUGACCUCGCACUUGAGCAGCGUCGGCCUUCACCUGACACCACGGCCGAUCCCGUUUCCCCGUCAAGCGGUCUUGAGGCGCCAAAAUCGGCAUCUGCGGGACUAAACCGUUUCAUGGUCUCCAGAUUCUCCAUUACACACGUGUCGGACACGACCGAACCAACGGGGAACGCCCAAGACUGUCCAAAAGACUGAGAGGCCACCGGCGGACCGUUGCUCACUUCUUCUCUCCGCAGCAACAAAGAGGAAAAGGAAACAUCGCUACCGACCGACGCGAUGUUUUCCAGAGUUUUUAAUUUUUAACGGUGGUUUUAAGUCCUCCGACUGGUGGUGGAGCCUUUCA
Messenger RNA from Syngnathoides biaculeatus (alligator pipefish), 4783 nucleotides. RefSeq names its product apoptosis-associated tyrosine kinase a (gene lmtka). Bases 1 to 4635 code for a protein of 1544 amino acids. The transcript has 14 exons. Lineage: Eukaryota; Metazoa; Chordata; Actinopteri; Syngnathiformes; Syngnathidae. Gene Ontology annotation, biological process: peptidyl-tyrosine autophosphorylation; brain development. The record is from RefSeq and is a predicted model, not a curated record. Gene Ontology annotation, molecular function: ATP binding; protein tyrosine kinase activity.